Molecule: messenger RNA, 933 nt
Organism: Olea europaea var. sylvestris
Lineage: Eukaryota; Viridiplantae; Streptophyta; Magnoliopsida; Lamiales; Oleaceae
Product: NDR1/HIN1-like protein 1
Exons: 1
Coding region: 16-798 (260 amino acids)
Biological process (GO): defense response to other organism
Source: RefSeq, a predicted model, not a curated record
CUCGUCAAUAUGUAAAUGGUAGUGAACAACAAGUAUAGGUAUUUACUUCAUAAUUUCGCAUAUAAAGGUACCCAAUCCGCAUCGCAUUCCAGUCCAUUUUCUCUUAGAAAAAAAAUCCUCCCCAACCCUCCAAUAAAAGCUCCACCCCUUACCGCCGCCGGAAGCAUGGCAGAAAAGUCUUUCAGCCAGAAAAGCAAGAGGCGAAAGCUCAUCCGGCGGUGUAUCUCCUGGCUUCUCAUCUUCGGCUUCAUCCUCUUAGUGAUCAUUCUCCUCGUGUACGCCAUUCUCCAGCCCAAGAAACCCCGUUUCGUCCUCCAAGAUGCCACCAUCUUCAACCUCAACGUGUCGGCAGCCACCCCAAACAUCAUCUCCGCCACCAUACAGGUGAGCAUCUACUCCCGGAACCCGAACGACAAAAUUGGCAUUUACUACGACAAAAUGGAUGUCUACGCCACCUAUCACAACCAGCAAAUCACUUCUUUCACCGCCAUCCCGCCGGUGUACCAGGGCCACAAGGACGUGAACCUAUGGUCCCCUUUUGUCCAUGGAGAUAACGUGCCGGUGGCGCCGUUCAAUGGCUUGGCCCUGAGCCAGGACCAGACUAAUGGGGGCAUACAGAUGGUCAUCAAAAUUGAUAGCCGCGUGAAAUGGAAAGUUGGGUCGCUUGUCACUGGCCGAUACCACCUCCACGUCAGCUGUCCGGCGUAUAUACCGCUAGGAAACAACAAGAACACCGGAAUAUGGAUCGGAAAUACAGUGAAGUAUCAACUUUCACAGAGUUGUAGUGUGAGUGUUUGAUGUUAAGAUGAAUUGUACUUUUUGCAGAUAAAAACUGCAAACAGAUGAAGGUUAUCCUAAAGCAAAAUGACAAUUCUGUAAUAAUUGUUUGAUGAUUAGAGUUAAUUAUAUGAAAAUUCGUUUCAUGUUUGUUUC